AUGAAAACAAAUUCCAAUGGCCGUCGAUUUUUUGUUGGUGGAAAUUGGAAAAUGAAUUAUUCGAAAUUACUUUUAGAAAGAAUCAAUGAUACUUUAAGAAAAACAAAAGACAUCGAUGUCGAUAUUGUUUGUGCACCACCGAUACUUUUUAUUAGAGAUUUUAUUUUGUCUAAACCAUCACAUGUUCAAGUAGCUGGACAAAAUUGUUAUCAUGCUAAAGAAGGAGCAUUUACUGGUGAAAUUAGUCCAGAAAUGUUAAAAGAAAUAGGUUGUACAUGGGUUAUUCUUGGUCAUUCUGAACGGCGAACAUUAUUUCAUGAAAAUGACGAACUUUUAAAAAAGAAAAUUGAUUAUGUACUUAAUAAAACUGAUAUAAAUGUAAUUGCAUGUAUUGGUGAAACAUUACAAGAACGUGAAUCAGGAAAAACAAAUGAAAUUGUUGAAAGACAAGUUAGAGCAUAUCAAGAAAAAAUAUCAAAUGAUCAAUAUAAUCGUGUCGUUAUCGCUUAUGAACCUGUAUGGGCUAUUGGUACUGGUAAAGUAGCUACACCUCAACAAGUUCAAGAAGUUCAUGAGCGCUUAAGAAAAUUUAUUGAGAAAAAUACUAAUAGUGAUAUAGCGAAAAAAAUUCGUAUAAUUUAUGGCGGUUCAGUUAAUGGAUCUAAUUGCAAAGAAUUAGCUCAACAACCGGAUAUUGAUGGUUUUCUUGUCGGAGGUGCUUCACUUAAAAUAGAAUUCGAACAAAUUUGUAAAGCUCGUCAAAACUAA
Rotaria sp. Silwood2 is the source of this 768-nucleotide messenger RNA. The record is from the annotation of a GenBank genome assembly. NCBI's taxonomy places the organism in Eukaryota, Metazoa, Rotifera, Eurotatoria, Philodinida, Philodinidae.